Messenger RNA from Python bivittatus (Burmese python), 2154 nucleotides. The record is from RefSeq and is a predicted model, not a curated record. NCBI's taxonomy places the organism in Eukaryota, Metazoa, Chordata, Lepidosauria, Squamata, Pythonidae.
UAAAGUUGUUGAGGUUGAGAAACACUCUUCUAGCUGAAGUGCCCAGGUUCUCCUUCACCACAUGUAGAACAAAUGUAGGAUCCUUCGACUCUCUCCACUGCAUACAUAGCACACGAUGGCCCAUGGAUCCUUUUGCUGAAUGUUUUUCCUACCAUUUUCCCUAACUUUUGUUUAAAUUGAUGCCUUAAGCAGAGAUUUCUUGGCAUUUUAUAGUGUAACUGUCUUCCCCCAUGGUAUACCGCAAAAAUGGAUGAUGAUCGAUUCUAUCAAAUCACGCUGUUGCUGACAUUGCUACUGCUGCCAUCACAAUGAUUCUUCUCCCGUUGUCUUUGCGCUAAAAGGUGCUCACAUGAACGCUUCCAUAACUUUCGCCAACUGCGUGGUAGGAAAACUUCUCUGGCGGAAACUUCCGGCGUAUGUGAUUGGUCAGUUCGUGGGAUCGUUUGCAGCGUCGGCUGUGAUUUUUCUUUUGUAUUAUGAAGCACUACAGAAUUACACGGGAGGAAACCUGACUGUGACUGGGCCCACAGCCACUGCAGGGAUAUUUGCCACCUACCCUGCCCCUUACAUGUCUCUGUGGAGUGGAUUUCUACAGGAGUUUAUUGCAACCAGCUUGCUUAUGAUCGGUGUCCUUGCCAUCAGUGACAUGAAGAAUGCAGGUGCCCUGCCGGGCACCAAUGCCUUCAUCACUGGGCUGUUGGUUGUGGUAAUUGGCAUGUCUAUGGGGAUGAACACCGGCUACGCCAUCAACCCUUCCAGAGAUCUGCCCCCCAGGAUUUUCACUGCUCUUGCUGGAUGGGGGUUAGAGGUGUUCCGAGCAGCCAACUGUUGGUGGUGGGUCCCAGUGGUGGCCCCAACGCUGGGGAGCCUUCUUGGGAUCUUCAUCUACAACAUCCUGAUCGACUUCCACAAUCGCCCCCCACCAGAUCCAGAAUCUUGGAAGCAAGACCCAGAGGCCGAGAUCACGUCUCCCAUGUGACCAGGCAGCGCUGUUUUCAAAGUAUCAUGUUUUUGGGCUAUCUGAACACGCUUUCCUUCUAUCCGUCAAGGAAGAGAAUAGAGUCUUUGGGGAAGACAGGAGGAGAAACCUGGAGUUUAUUGGCUCAUAUGGGCGCUGCUCUAGGGAACUGCCACCUUGUUCAACGUGGAGUCAUCUGUCCACCUAAGAGACGUGCAGAUUAGCUUUGAUCAGGGACAGAAUCUGGAUGCCAGAGAAAGGGACUUGGAAAAAUAAAUCCACAUGCUAGGAUCAGUGGUGGAGUCAGGAGUGGGCGUCCAUGUUCCAAGGAGCACUGAUCCCUGUCCUUUUCUGGUCAGAAACCAGCUGAGAAUGGGUAACUUGGAUUCCUUAAGAAGAAUCCUAAAAGCAUCACCUUUUCUUUGGAGCCCAGGGUUGUUUCUGGGCCAAAAGGGUGAGAAAAACAGCAAAGGCCAACAAUGCUACUACUCCUCGCCCCCGAGGCAAGGAGAUUGCUUCUCUCUUCUCCUGGGACCAUCUUCCCCAGCAUGUUGCACUUCCCAUCCAGUAUGGUUGGACCACCUGGCGAGGGAUUCUGAGAGUUGUAGCCCAACAGCUUUGGAGGGCUCCAGGUUGGGGAAUGCUGCCUUAUGAGUUCAUCAGAAAUGCACUGUCUUUAAGAAAGGAAGGAAAGGUCUCUUGCAAUCUUAAUCUGGUUGGGGAGAGGGACAUGCCACAUUAAGAGGUAGAGAAGAUCCAAGUGGCAAAACUGAAAACAUCUGCAUUACAAACCUCUGUUUUGAUUAGGAUUUUGGAGAAAACACCGCUUAGAGGCCUGCCACAGAAUAUGACCUCAACCUCAGCCCUUCCUGGUCCAGCCUGGUGGGGAACAAUGAUGUCCUGCACCACAAAACUAAGAUGGUUUGGGGGAAGAGUGUCAUAAAAUCUAGAAAAUGCGGGUGGGGGGGAAUGGGGAAUAGAAGAGCAAAUGUGGUCCUUAGAUUGCCCAUCCAGAUUUGCAAGUUAGCCUUACUUGGAUUUUGAACAAAUCUGUGCAAAACGGGGAGGACAGCAAGUGCAUUGAAACAGCCCGUUUUUUCCCCCUUUGUCUUUUGGAAGAGUCAACCCCAUGCGCAGGUGUGGCCCAAAGGAAAUUCAGCCAGGACUCUGAGGCUUCUGCAAUAAAUAUUCUGCAA